Molecule: messenger RNA, 450 nt
Organism: Camellia sinensis
Lineage: Eukaryota; Viridiplantae; Streptophyta; Magnoliopsida; Ericales; Theaceae
Source: RefSeq, a predicted model, not a curated record
AUGACGACGACGGUGAUCAUCAACAUCAAUAGCGAUUAUCAACGUAGAUCUUUUAAUGAAGUGGAUAUUGGAAAGGCUGCUUUAACCACCCUUAAUUUGCUAUCAAAUACCUUCUUCUCCAUUGACAUGGCUCACCUUAACUCAAUCUUUUCUCAAGAGUUUAAGGAUUUGGUAUGGGCUCUAAUGGAAAUUGCUGGGAAACCUAAUAUUGCAGACUAUCUUCCAUUGCUUAAGUUCAUUGACCCACAAGGUUUACAAGGUCAGACAAAAUGUUAUAUACAGAGGUUAUUUGAUAUAUUUGAUGGGAUUAUUAAUCAAAGGUUGCAAUUAAGAGCUUCUGUGUCUUCUCCAACUAUUGAUGAUUUCCUAGAGGUGCUUCUCAAUCUCAGGAAAGAAAAUGAUACCCGGUUGAGCUGCGAUGACAUAAAACACUUAUUUCUUAGUGUUUAG